AUGUCCGAAGAAGGGGAUUGUUUCUAUAACUAUAACGACGUAAAUGGCUGCAGAUACGCGGGGACUGCAGCAGGAGUAUCUCCUUUGCUGCUGCAGUCAAUAGAGGAGCAGCAGCAGCAGCUGUUGCAGCAGCAGCAGCAAAAGAGGCAGCAGCAGCAGCAGCAACAGCAGCAGCAGCAGCAGCAGCCACCAUUAAAGCCAGAAAUAUUUCUUAACUUUACUGAGCCAUCAAGACUGCUGCUGCUGCCAGCAAGAGCAGCAGCAGAAGCUCUUGUACGUCAGCACCCAGCAGGAGCAGCAGGAGGUGCAGCACAAGGGGUAUCAAUAGGAUCAGGAGGAUCAGGGGGAUCAGGGGGAUCAUGUGGUGCUGGUUCUGGUGGUGGUGUUGGUGCAGCAGCAGCAGCAGCAGCAGCAGCAGAUGAAGGACAUUUAGCAUCUAUAGAGAGAGGAUUAAUAGCAAGAAAUAUAUUAUAUAAAUUAAGACAACAAGUAUUAGAGUUACCUAAACCUAAUAAACAUGGUGUUGCUCUUAUCUAUGGUGCAAGAAUUAGUAGUGAUGAUGGUCAUGAUUAUAGGUAA
Eimeria maxima is the source of this 579-nucleotide messenger RNA. RefSeq lists its product as hypothetical. The transcript is spliced from 2 exons. NCBI's taxonomy places the organism in Eukaryota, Apicomplexa, Conoidasida, Eucoccidiorida, Eimeriidae. Bases 1 to 579 code for a protein of 192 amino acids. The record is from RefSeq and is a predicted model, not a curated record.